AUGGAUCACGAUACCAAGGAUGAAAGCAACGUUAAUAAUUUCCUAUCCCAACUGAACACUCUAAACAAGAUAAUAAGCUCCUUCAAGGAGACCUGCAAGAUCUCGUCCUACUGCUUCGAUAAAUGCGUGAGCUAUCCAGAAAAAAGCCUGAGCAACACGAAUAAAAAGUGCAUCUGGAAUUGCACACAGAGAUAUUUAGAGUGCGACUACUUCAUAAAAAAUCGGUCGAAGGAUAAUUCGGGGUCGUCAAAUAUGAACCUACUGGAGGGGGUUAUGAACUCGGCCAAGUUGAGAAGAGCGAGCGACAAGUCGAGCUCAUUGAUGGAGCAGAAGGGCCACUUCAAGGAGCCCUUUCUCUACGUGGAGGUGAAGGACGCGCAGGAGGAAAAGCGUCAACUGUACUUUUGCUUUGUGGAUAAAUGCUUCGACCACCUUUUGCGACAAAGCGAUGAGUACAUCCUAGCGACAGUGAAGAGAAACGGGUCGUUGACUUCGUUUUUCUUUUCACAUUUGUUAAGUCCAAUUAGAAGUUACGACUUGCCGUUCGACCGACCGGAGGAGGAAAAGGAGACACAUAGGCAGCGUUCCCGAUUCGAUAAGCACAUUUUUGACCUGUACAUAAAAUUGGUCAAAAUUUACCUGAACAAAGACAGGCGAGAAACGAGUACAAUAAAAUCGACUUUCAUAAAAAUUCACGUCUUUAUGGAUAUCAUGAUGAUGUUCCACAGAUCCAAAAAGAGAAAAAAGGAAAUAAAAAACUUGUUAAAGGAGGCAUACAGAGUGAACAAAAUUAAUUUUUUGAACAUAAAUAAAUAUUUGUCCUUCCUGUACGAGGAGGUGAAGGCUGUGAAGGAUCAGAUCGGACGCUAUUCACAUAACAAGGGAAAUUUACAAAACCUCCUGUACAAAAUUAACGAGUUCAUAAUUGCUGUCCUUUGUUUCGUAAAUUUUUUUCACCCUUUUAAUUAUUUUGACCGUAACGAGAAUAAACAAACGAAUGAUUUGAUUCUGCUGAGGUUGAUGUUUUAUCGUGGUGUGGACGUGGGCUCCUUUUCUCUGUCCACUUCAGCCCCGGAGAUUCUCAAGCGCGAGGAGGGCUCCACGGGCAGUUCCUUCCUCCACUUGGUGGUGCACACCUACUUCGACAUGAUUCACCACGUAUAUGAAGACACGCUGAAGGAGCGCGCGCGGAAGGACCUACUCUACCUGCGGCACCUGUUCGCACAAGUACUAACCAUGAUGGUGAAGUACCUCCUCCUGUACGGAAACGAAAAGAACAAGCUCAUAGUCGUCUCCAUCAUCAUCGAUAUGCUAAAACAAACAAGUGAAAAAAUGAACCUUUUGUAUUUUUUACGAAACGACAUGCAAAUGUGCAACUGGAGAUUUCUUCACACAUUUGUCCUGAAGGAUAAACUCGAUGUGGACUUUUAUUUUUACCUGAACGAAGUUUUAAAAGUGAAUCACAAAAAGGCAGUGAAUAAAAUGUGUGAAAUGAAAUAUCAACACGAGAUCGAGCGGGUCAUGGAGAUCACCAACGUGAACGACGUCGGUGCUGUGCUCAAGGUGCUAAGGAGGAACAACUUUGACUUUUGUAAAGCCGUGGAGGAGGUCCUGGCCACGGGGGUUGCACCCGCAACGGGCAGCGACGGUCCAAGCGAUGGUCGGAGCGGUGAUGGUCGAAGCGCAGACGGCAUAAGUGGGGACGGCGUAAGCGGGGAUGAUGCAAGUGCAGAUGAUGGACGUAGCGACGCGCACCGUAGCCAUGGUGGAAGCAGCCUUGGGCGCCGCGCCAACAACGUGGAGGUGGACCGCUUCCAACACACCAAACCACGCGCAGCUGCAAAGGGCAGGCAGAGGAAUAUCCUCGACGUGCUGCGCGAACGCACACGGGUGGAAAAGCCCCACAAAAGGAAAAGCAGCAAAGGGAGAUAUACCAAUGAUAACCUGGGGGAAGAAAAUAAAAAUAAAAUUUUCGACCUACUGGAUAGGUCGAGCAGUUGUGAUGACUCUUCGGGGGAUGGCUCGCUGGGAAAACUUGAGAAUGAUGUGUUGCCCUACACGUCGUACAGGAGGAGUCGUGAAGACGGCAGCGCCGGCAGUGAUGGGGGUCUCCCACGUGGUGUUGCUAAUCGUCCGGGUGGUGCUGAUCGUCGCGGUGUUGCUGGGCGAGGCGGUGCUGCUAACUCGCGCGGGCGUGGCAAGCGAGGAGAAGGAAUGUUUAGCCGAGGCAGACCACCCCGGCAGCAACAUGGCACUAGGACUCCUGACGGUGAAGACGGCGCGCCAAAGGGCGAUGGGUGUUCCGACGGAGCAAACAGGAGCAAGCGGUAUUACAUGAAGAAGACGACCAACAAGGGAAAGUCCCACAGGCGCCAAUACGACAGGAAGAUGAGCCGAGGAAUGCUGUGA
Molecule: messenger RNA, 2409 nt
Organism: Plasmodium fragile
Lineage: Eukaryota; Apicomplexa; Aconoidasida; Haemosporida; Plasmodiidae
Exons: 7
Coding region: 1-2409 (802 amino acids)
Source: RefSeq, a predicted model, not a curated record